AUUAUAAAAUUCGAUAUUUAAAUCUAUAUAGAUAAUAUAUAACAUGAAACAUUUGUGAAUACAUAGAACUAUGAUCUAACCAUGUUAGUAGCCAUUUCGCUUUUCUUGGAAUUGGGAUCGGCAAAGAAACAUACAAUGGCAAAUAAAUUAUUGCUAUCAUAUCUACGACAAAGUACUUCAAUGUGUGUUCGUGGAUUGUCAGCAAUGCAAUUUCCUAACAAAAUUGGUAAUAGAGAUGUAGUAGGUAAUGGAUGGAAUGGUGAAGAAGCUUAUUUAGAUCGAAGUGAUUUUCCUCUGCCUGCAAUUCGUUUCAAAGCAAAUACUCCAGAUAUAAUGGCAUUACGAGAAAAAGAGAAAGGUGAUUGGAAGAAAUUAUCAAUAGAAGAAAAAAAAAUAUUAUAUCGAGCCAGUUUUCGUCAAACAUUUAGUGAAUUUUUAGCCCCAACAGGAGAAUGGAGAGGACAUAUUGGAAUAGCACUUAUAGGUGUAGCUUUUAGUCUUUGGAUAUAUAUAUUUCUCAAAAUUUAUGCAUUGCCACCAUUACCAGAAUCAUUUAAUGAAGAAAACAGACUUGCACAACUGGAACGUAUGAAAUUACUUCAAGUCAAUCCUAUUGAUGGAAUUAGUUCAAAAAAUUAGAUUUAAUUUAUCUAUGUUUUUAAAGCAUAGCAAAAAGUACAGUCUACUAUACAUUAACAGUUGUUUAAUAUAAACUUCUGUCUGUAUAAGGUUAGUAAGAAAAAACUUUAAUAAAUUGAACAUCUCUUUUGAGAUAUAAAAUAA
Messenger RNA from Apis florea (little honeybee), 783 nucleotides. RefSeq names its product cytochrome c oxidase subunit 4 isoform 1, mitochondrial. Lineage: Eukaryota; Metazoa; Arthropoda; Insecta; Hymenoptera; Apidae. Gene Ontology annotation, biological process: mitochondrial electron transport, cytochrome c to oxygen. The record is from RefSeq and is a predicted model, not a curated record. Gene Ontology annotation, cellular component: respiratory chain complex IV.